Messenger RNA from Cyprinodon tularosa, 2986 nucleotides. RefSeq names its product receptor for retinol uptake stra6-like. The record is from RefSeq and is a predicted model, not a curated record. Gene Ontology annotation, molecular function: signaling receptor activity; retinol transmembrane transporter activity. NCBI's taxonomy places the organism in Eukaryota, Metazoa, Chordata, Actinopteri, Cyprinodontiformes, Cyprinodontidae. The transcript has 17 exons. Bases 166 to 2190 code for a protein of 674 amino acids. Gene Ontology annotation, cellular component: plasma membrane. Gene Ontology annotation, biological process: vitamin A import into cell.
UUUUGCAUUCAGCUCUCAGUAAGCCUGGCUGGAUUGUGGAAGCCAAACUUUUCACAGAUUUAUUGCAGCACCAACAGAUUGCUAAACAGCACCUUGAGGAAAAAUAAACAUCAUCUGGCUGCUUGCUUUUCACAUCUCACCUGUUAGACUCCAUUAACAGCUGAGAUGAAUCAGAGUAAGACAGAGUUGGAGCCUCUUUACUACUAUGAGUACUCUGACUGGUAUUCUGACCCUGAGCCGACCAAACCUCCGAGAGAAGUAAUAUUACCGUGUGACCCGACUGCAGAUGAGAGGUACUUCCACAUAUGCAUUCUAUCAAUAUCUUUUGUGAUGAUGCUGAUCCUUGCAGCUCUCACCAGGAAAAACAAAUUGUGCCAGGGGUUCGCAAGAGGAUCUUCCAGCAUUUUCAGUCCAGCAAACUUCCUAGACCAGACUCAGCAGAAGGGUCUGGUCAUGGCUGUGUUUGGACUGGUCUUCAGUAAGCUGGCCAUGCUGGUGAUUUCCCCAGACCCUCUGCCAUUCAUCAAAGAUACUCCAGUGAGCAUUAGAGAGUACAUGAAGAUAAUUGCUAUUUUCUACUAUCCUGUCCUCUACUAUCCUCUGCUGGUCUGCGGCACUCUGCAGUGCAGUGCUGGUUAUGUGUUCGGGGCACUCCUUUCUUUCACUCACUUUGGGGUUCUGGUUUGGCAGAAGUUUGAUUGUGCAAAGACACCAGAGAUCUAUAAGUACUAUGCCCUCCUUGCAAGUCUGCCCCAGCUGGCCUGUCUGGCAUAUCUCUGUGUUCAGUUUCCUGUGCUCUUUGUGAAAGGACCAAAGACGGAUGAGGAUCUUGACAGCAGCUACUACACUGACUAUGUUAAGUCCCUUCUCAAGAAAAAGUCUUCAUCUGUUAGUUCCUCUGAGGCAGAUAAACCAUCACUGGUAGAGAGAAUACUGGAAGUGCCAAAGAGUUAUAUUUAUUUACCUGAAAAAGUGUUUCAGUUACCUCUGAAGCUAGCAGUCUCGUCCUUUGUUACCUGUGUGGCCAUCUAUCAGACUGCGCUGUUACUAGUUGUCCUGGUGGUGCCUACUCUUCACAUAGUCCAUGCAGGAAUUGAUGAAAACAUCGCCUUCCUCUUGCUGGGAUUUGGGAUUGUCUUAUCAGAUGACAGGAUGGAGGUUGUCAGAAUUGUGACUUUCUACACUUGGUUGCUGGAAGUGUGCUACCUCUGUGCAAUGACGCUGUCUUGUUUGGUCAGCCUUGUAAUGCUAAUGAGGUCCAUGGUUCUUCACAGAACGAACCUUAAAGGACUUUAUAAGGGAGAUGUGUAUAAAAAAUUUAACAGCCAGAAGACCAUCAGUCCAUCCAGAUCUGGUGUUUUCUGCUGGAUGGGUCUAACCGGAUACCAAGCUGCAAUCGUUUGCCUCGGAAUGGCGAUCCAGACCUUAGUUUUUUUCAUCUGCUUCUUGUUUCUGGUAUUUUUAAUCAUCAUUCCUAUUUUUUAUGGCCGUAAUAUUAUCGUUUUUGAAGUUGCUGGAAAGACAUGGCCAGUUUGGGUGACGGUCAUAUUGGUUACGGUACUUCAACAUGUAACUGCUAAGAUUUUCUUUGUUAAAAAAGACACUGCUACAACAGACCUGAAUAACAGAGAGAGCCUCUUUCUUCUCACCUACCUUCUGUUUGUGGCCAACAUUGUGGUGGGAUUGAUUGCCGCUAUUUGGAGAAUGAUGAUAACAGCUUUGUACAACAUCAUCCACUUUGGUCGGAUAGACAUCAGCCUUCUACACCGAACAGCCGAGUCCCAUGAUCCGGCUUACAGAUAUUACACUCAGUUUCUGAAGGUGGAGGUGAGUCAAUCUCACCCAGUGCUUAAGGCUUUUUGUGGACUAUUGCUGGACAUGAAGGUUGAGACUGGCAGAGCCGGACAGAAAAUACGAGAUGCGGAAGAAGGAGUUCAGGAAAACGGAUCCAACAAGGCAACGAGCAGUCGAAGGGUCUGUGCUCGCUGGCAGCUGAUGUACACACUAGUGAACAAUCCAUCACUGCUGGGCUCCAGGAAGCACUUCCAGACACUACAGAAAUCUGAAAGUGUCAGGAAUGGAACGCCCAACCGCAGUUCCAAGAAGAGCAGCCAGGCGGAGGCAGUAAAGACAGAAGCAGAGCCUGUUCAGUCCUCUGAAUGUCCAUCAAGUCAGGAUAAAACUGAAUAAAUCAGCAAUAUACUCCAAUAACAAUAGAUUUAGCACUUAAUGCACUUACAAACUUUUAAGUAAAGGUCAUAAAAUUAUAUUGCUACACUGGAAUUAAUAUGGAUUAAGUAUUGGCCCAAAUGUUAAUCAACAGAUAAAGAACAGUUUAAAUUGAAUUCUGUCUCUGUCUCAUUCUCUGCAGUCCUUAUUGUAAGAUGAGUAAGGUACUGCAUUUACUCUAGAACCAUUCAAAUGCCCUAACUUUGUGUAAUAUAAAGCAGGUCCUCCUCUUAAUGCUGCUUUGAUUACAUAUCAUGUAAUAUAAUGAAUAACACCAAGAGUGUAGAUAGCUUCUAGGUCUAGAAAUAUUUUGUGCAUAUUGGUCUUCUAUUUCAAUCCAUGUCAGUAAACCCUUACAGAGUCGUGAGCAUAACAUUUAUAGUGACAUGUUACUGAAUUUAAACCAGGUCUUUUCUGGACAGUAUAACUUAGUGCUAUGAUUGAACUGUCUGGAAAAAGACAUGAGUCUUUGGUUAAAGUUUUUCUUAUAAACAGUCUUGCGAUGCCUUUCAUAGUUAAUAGCACCCCUGUAUUCAUAUAAAUAACUUAUAUUGGUAACAUCACAGCAUUUCUAUAAGAUUUCACAGAUUUUCUGUAUGAUUUAAUUCUUGUAAAAGUGUUUGUCAAAAACAAAAACACAGAAAAAUAAAUUCCAGUGGGAUAAAGAUGACAUAAAAUGACAAUGGGAGAAUAUUGGUCUUGCAUCUGUUUAUUUGGUCAUUUGUUUUGGAUAAAUAAAAUCCAGGAUCCAACACUA